UGGUGGAUGUAGGUUUCUGUUGCAUGCAGGAGAAUCGAGGCAGGGAGCAGGCAUGAUGCCGGGCCUGCGUGGGCUGCCGGGGUUUCUGUGGAGAGACGGCCGCGUUGCUGCGCUUUGCCACGCACGGAGGGACCCUGCCCCCCGUCUAGCCUGAGGGUGUCUCACAGGAUUUCCAUCCUAUUUCUUCUUGCUUUUCAUCCUCAUAUCUCAUGAGCAUCCUUUAUCACAGUCGUAAGAUUUCCCUGUACUUGACAAAUUAACUGGAUUUUUAAUAACCUGACAGACCAAAAAAAGCGAUUUUUAUGGGCAGUUGGGUGCUUUGACCAUUUGUGAUUUUCAGUGCUCUGCAAAGCAGGAUUAAUUAAACAGCCCCGUGAAGACUAAUUUGCCAUCAUUAGGAGUGUGGACAGGAAGGAGGACAGGUGGUGCGUCCCUUUAAAUACCUUUCAACCCUCCCUCCCUCUUCGCUGCAGGUACAGAUGUGGGAAGGAUAUUUUUUUCCACUUAUCUCCUUUGGAUUUCACUGUCUUUUUGACGGGACUGGAGAAACAGAAGGGAAGAAGUGCUGAAGUCUGUUGCUCUGGUUUGGUGACUGACAAAGAGAUUUAUUUCUCAUUUUGUGUCUGUCUUGUGGCAUUUCCAAACCAUCUCCUUCUUUUUCUGUCCCUUUGAGUACACAACCCAUUUGCAUUGCCUGCAUGUUUCACAUGAACUGUUAGUAGUGGUUAGGUGAGGGUUUGGCACUAACUCAUCCUUUUCUGUUCAGGAGAAAGAUAACAGUGGGUGAGAGGUGGGUAAUUUUUUUGUUGGUUUAGCACUUGAUGUGUCUCACACAAACACACAUGCACACAAAUGUACAAAUGCAGUUUUACUUCUGUAGUGACUGACAAUUCACGGUUUCUUAACCUUUUAAUGUCUGUGUGUAUGAGAGGAUAAAAUCUAAUAAGAGCAGUAGCAGAUCGCUUAGUGUCACACUGAAGGAAAGACCUGAAUGAGGCUUAAUCCAGCACCUGUUUGCUACAAAGGUGGAAAAGGAGAUUGUUCUCACUGAUAUCCUGACUAUUUGGGUUUUUUGAAGGCUUAAGAUUACACUCUCAGGUUCGGGUGCUGAGGCAUUGCACAAGACAAAUAGAGACAUAUACUUUAUUCUGAUUUACACUCUUUUACGUGGAUUGAAAUAUAAAUGCCAGUGCAGAUUAGAAAGUUAAAACUGUGGUUUUGCAAUAGAUUUAAAAUGAGGCAUUGUGGGUAAUAAAUACAUGAGUCAAAAGAAAAGUCAGAACAGACAUAUUGCACAUAAACUAUCACUGAGGUAAAUUCAGAUUUUACAGGUAAAAGAAAGAUCACAAAGGAAGCAAAAUAAAUCUUUUUUUUUGUUUGUGUUAUUCUGUGAUUAGAAGCAGACACAUACAUGGUUCUUUUAAAAUAUUCUGUUAGUUCUUUCAGAUAAGGGAUUGUUUUAAGCCUCCUGGAUCAAUGUCAUGACUUGGGUGUGCAUUGUGUUUCCCUGGUAAGCAGAAAUCAAGUGGCAGGCUUUCCUAUUUAGCCCGAGAUAACGGAUUUUACAUCAUGACAGCCACACGUAGCAAGUGCUUAUUUUGUUAUGACCAUAUAUUUUCCUGGAUUUCGAUUCUGUCAUUGACAGAUUGAAUAAUUCAUAGAGGUUCUAGCUGAUGGGUUUUUGGCUGAUUAAACUGACGCAUACAAGCUACAAGUUAAACCGUGAUUCAAUUACAGUGAGGGCAAUAAGUCACUGCUGCAAAUAUGAAAUGUACACUUCAUCUGGAAUAUUGAUUUGGGAAACAUCCAGUUAAACAUAUGUAAGCACUGGAGCAGAGGACUGAGCAGGUCCAACAGCACAGUGAAUGGCAGUGGGACAGAACUUAAAUCUAUACUAACCUUAAAUAAAGUAAAUGCCUUUUUGACUGUGAUCAUGUAAAGUAAUGCUUAAAUUCAAGCGCUAUAAGGAUUUUAACCCUUGUACUGAGAGAAAAACGUAUAGAUGUUAAACAGCUAUUGAUUCACCUGAUUAAUUGGUCUAAUUAAAGAUUAAAAGGAGCCGUCGCAACAGUGACUCCGGAACGUGAACAAAAAAAAAGAAUGUGAGGUUAUAUGAAAAUUUUGUAGUAUUUUUAGCAAAUGAAGCAGCGGGUGAAGAACAAACGUUUGACGGAUUGUUUCUCUGUUGAUUUACUCUUAAUCCGACAGAGGAAAUCCAAACAGUGGCUGUCUGUUUGCAGAAAGCCGUCACUAAGGCGCUAAAUGAAAAAAUCACUCCGUCCUGCAAAUCGCUAGUGUGUUCAGAUAAGGGUACAGUCUACUGUAGAAAGACAUUAUUAUUAUAUGUAAUUGUAAAGGAAUGUGAAUAUUUUGUUUGCCAGAUUGUAAGGGUCCAAAGACCAAAUGUAUUUCAUUAAAAAGUAUAUGAACGAGCAUUGAAAGUCUUAAAUGGUCACAUCUGAAUAAGCAUAUGACCUUUGGGGAAUGGAGCGGGGACUGUGGGAAAUGUAAAUAAGUAAAGCGCUGCCUGAUUUGCGAGCCCACGUGUGUCUCAGUCUGAAUCCACCUCUCCCAUAGCCUCACUCUUUCAUUUUCUCAUCCAUAAAUUUCUCUACACUUUUUUCAAACCAAAGCCGGCAAACAGACCUCUAAAGCGAAUUAAACGCAGAUCCACAGGGGUGAAAUGCAAGCAAAGUAUUGCUGUGUUUAGUCGACGUCGCGCAGACACAUAGACCGUGACAAUGCUGGAGCACCUGCCAGCUAAAGAUCUAAUUCUCAUUAACUGCAUCUGUCUCUCAUAUCUUGUAUUUAGAGAAGUAUUUGUCUUUAAAUUUAAGUUCCAGGAUUAGUUAAGACACCAGCUAAGGGACUGGGAAUCUAACACAGAAUUACAGUUUCCAGUAUGUUAAUUAAUAUGCAGAUUACGUGAACAGUUUUCAAAACAAUUUGAAUUUGAUGAUUAUUCCUCGGUAAGAAACAAGACAGAAGUGGGUGUCAGAGGACAGAAGAUGGAGAAAGGUGGAGGACAAUAACAAGGACAAUAGCAAAUCAGCUUCGGUGGGAUAUUGUUUAAUCUUGGGGUGCAGAUAAACUCACACAUCACACCCCUGCAGUUGUGACCCGGCUUCCGGGAGAGAUUUACAGUGCACAACUGGAUUACAUGAAGGCCUGGACAUUUAAUGGACUUUAAUGAGUGAAUUGGAGGACUCUUGUCUCUGAAGAGGACGAAAGCAGAGGCUUCAUAUCUCUAGUCUGGCUUGGACUGCACUGGCUUCAAGGGACAAUGGGGUGCAACAUGUGUGUGAUGCAGAAGCCGGAGGAGCAGUACAGAGUCAUGUUCCAGGUUAACGGGAAGGAGCUGUCCCGGCUGUCUCAGGAGCGGCCCGCUGGGAGCCUACGUGCCAUUCGGGACCCUCUCCUCAUCCAGGUGGUACGCAGGGGGCCUAGGAGAAAAGGUGGCAGCGGGGGGCCGAUGGCCAUCACCGGGGCGGCGAUGGUGAGCGACUGUGCGGACAGCAGCACCCAGACCGACAUCAGCUUCCAGCACAUGCCGAGUGUGGGGAGGGCAGGUCACUCCCGCGCUGGGCCCCCACUGCCUCCUCCUUCUCCUCCACUCCAUCCUGUCCUGGAGCCAUACCUGCUGAACGAGCUUCCCCCCCUACAGCAGGACUACUAUGACCCCAAUGACUACUUUGACAGCUCUCAUCACGAGGUUGACAGACAGGAUGAGUUUGAAUAUGAGGAGGUAGAGCUGUACAAGUCCUGUCAACAGGACAAGUUGGGAUUGACUGUGUGCUACCGCACUGACGACGAGGAGGAUCUGGGGAUAUAUGUUGGAGAGGUCAAUCCCAAUAGCAUAGCUGCAAAGGACGGUCGUAUCCGAGAAGGAGAUCGAAUACUGCAGAUCAAUGGAGUCGAGAUACAAAACAGGGAGGAGGCAGUAGCGAUCUUGACCCGAGAGGACAGCACCAACAUCUCCCUGCUGCUCGCUCGGCCCGACAUGGAGAAUGACACCCAGUUAGAUCCAGAUGAGCUGAACUUGGACAAGCAAGCUGCAAUGAGCGUGGAAGACCAAGACCUAGACAACACGGCCCACCUGGCCAGCCCGCAAAGGCUGAGAAAAACCGGCAUACACCGGGACGGGGGGCAGCUGAGUCGGUGUGGCGAGGUGGUGGGGUGCAGCUGGAGCCCCUGCAGGGAGGUGGCAGCCCUGAGCCCCAAUCCCCUCAGCAACAGCCAGGAGCUGGACAGCGGUGUUGGACGCACGGACGAGAGCACCAGGAAUGAGGAGUCCUCAGAGCAUGACCUCCUGGGGGACGACCACACCAGUACCUCCAACACGAAUGCCACUAACACGCCGGGAAGCAUGCGCAAGUUUAUUUGCAGCAGGGGGGACACCCCACCCCUGCUUCACUCUCGGGAGCUUCACUUCAGCACAGACUCGCUUCUGGGGCUGGAGGGCGGAGGUGGGGGAGGCUACAGCCACGAUCCGGCACUGAUGAUGCCGGGGCUGACCGAGGAGGAGUGCGAGAGGUACCGCGAGCUCCUGGAGAUCAAGUGUCACUAUGAGAAGAACGGGAAUGCGCUGCUGAUGCUAGGUCGCGGGGCAGGGGUGGGUGGGGGCGGUGCGGGGGUAGCGGGCAGGCUGGAUGUCAACCGCAACGAGAGCCUGGUGCAGCACGAGAUGGCUUUGCUGGAGGAGGAGCUGCGGCACCUAGAGUUCAAGUGCCGCAACAUCCUGCGAGCGCAGAAGAUGCAGCAGCUGCGCGAGAGGUGUAUGAAGGCCUGGCUGCUGGAGGCAGCGGUAGCGGGCAGGGCCCACGGAGCCACUGAGCCAGGGGUCGCCGAGGACCCCUCACACCACGAGCUGUCUGAUAUUACGGAGGUGCCGGAACGGGAGCGCUCGGACAAGGAGAGCAGCAGCGCAUACAACACAGGUGGCGAGAGCUGCCGCAGCACGCCCUUAGCGAGCGAACUGCUCACCCCCCACUGCACCCAUGAGGACGAGCCCCGGGACCUUUCAGCCAGCGGCAGGCCCACGGAGAUGACGGGCCAGGCCAGCAACCUUAACCAUUCCUAUUUGUUCAGCCUGAACAGCAGGAGGGCUACUCAGGAAGGUAACGAGAACGUGACCAAGUUCCGAUCUCUGUCCCAGGAAGACAGUGCUAGGAGGGGUUCUGAAGUGGGACUGAGGAGGAGCCUCAAGGGCAGCGGGACGAUGGACAGGCGGGGUGGGCGCAGCGCCGACAACAGCCCCUACUUCUCCCGGCGUCAGCAUGUGGCCAAACCGCUGGCACGCUAUCAGAGCUGCGUGCAGCUGAGGUCCCCUUCGGCCCCCAUGGACCUCACGGUGGAGGGCGAGGAGGCCACAGCCGAGGAGGAACAUGAUGGCCAUCUCACCCCAAACCUGCUGCGCACCAGCGCAGAGGGCGUGGACAGUAGGCGGGUCCUGCCGUCGUUAGCCCCGCCCCCCGUGUCCCCGCGCAUGGAGUGGAAGGUGAAGGUGCGCAGCGACGGCUCGCGCUACGUCGCCAAGCGGCCCGUGAGGGACCGGCUGCUGAAGGCGCGGGCCAUGAAGAUCCGUGAGGAGCGCAGCGGCACCACGACGGACGACGACGCCGUCAGCGAGAUGAAGAUGGGCCGCUACUGGAGCAAGGAGGAGCGCAAGCAGCAGCUGAUGCGUGCCCGCGAGUACCGGCGCCGCCGUGAAUUCAUGAUGCAGAGCCGCCUGGAGUGCCUACGCGAGCAGCAGGGCGCUGCCGGCGCCGACCGGGGCAGCCAGCAGGGGGCGCCGCAGGAGGCCAGCAUUCUGGAGCUCAGUCAACGAAAGAGUAUGAAGAAACGCAGCAGGAGGAUCCUGGACAACUGGAUCACCAUCCAAGAGCUUCUAGCUCACGGCAGCCGCUCCGCGGAUGGAAAGAAAGUAUACAACCCUCUCCUGUCGGUGACUACUGUGUGAGAAAGGAAGGAAGUAUGCAGAGAGACAUGAUAGAUGAUAGACUACAAGGAGGACAGGCAAUCUGCGUAAGGGGCAGGUGCAGCUCUAGAGCAGACAUGCUGUUGGGGUAGAACAGACUGACAGUAUGGUGGUGACUCAUAAAGAAGGACAGUUACUGGCCUUAAAAAUUAAGCAUUUGAUUACCACUGUGUUCUAUCUGUUACCCGGGCAACCAAUCAACCACUUACGGAUACAUUUAUCCGAGGAGGUAAGAUAAAUCUCCAGAGGGGCUGGCGGAGGAGCUCAGUGAUGUGCACACACAGUGCGGAGGACCCAGGGACACAGCCAGAGCCCUAUAAGCAUCGUAGCUGAUUAACAUGCAUCGCAGGCUAAAAGCACAACCUGAUCGUAUUUACUACAGAACGUCACAUGUGAAUUACCAUUACCGUCUUGCUAUUAAUAUUGAGAUGAUAGUCAAGCCUUCAGCAAGAAAUUUAAAUGAUGACUAGAGCACACAGGGACUCUGGGGGCGUUACAGACUCCUGACAGUGACUUCUGAUCUGAUUAGGAUUCUGUACCUGGCUGCAUAUCAGUGUAGCUUAAUGUCUUUAUGGCAAGCUAACGGGCCAAAUCGGCCCUUUCGUGAGAAAAUAAGCAAAACAGGAAGGAAAAGGACCAUGGUCCACUUUACGUAAGGAAGCAGGUGCUUAGACCUUAAAUCUUUAAAGUUUACAAUCAUUUAAGACUGUGGAGAACUCAAGAAAUAUGAUUAUUCCAGGGAUAGAGAUGUGUGACACCAUAUGAGCAUUAAGUGAGACACUUAGUGGACUAUAUGUGUGUGAUGUCCCAAUUACUUAAUGGUCAUAUGAUGUCAUAGGGUGGUACGCUUAUCUGUCUGUGUUAUCUAAGCGGUUUAUGACAUAAUCUUUAACUAGAAAUCUGAACUGUUUCUACAUUUUAUUCAGUCUUUUACCUGAAACUUUGUGCACAAAAUUAAAGUGAAAGGUUUUGUAAUAGCACAUGCGAGACCCCAAUAUCCUGCUACUUUGUGCCUCUUUCUGUACAUUAAAUUAUUAGAUCAUUUACGACAAAGGACUCAAUACGUCACGACAAAGACACAUACGUUUUUGAACCAGUUGGGCUCUGCUGGUUUAUCAUCAAGCUUCAAACGCCUUAAAAAUACUCCAAGUUAGUGUUUCCCAACCUGGUCCUUGGGCACCAAAAAUGUGGUUAAUCUGGCAGGGAGCUGGAAUGGAGAAAUAGCUUGGACUUCCUGGGGCUCCCAGAGGACCAGGCUGGGAAGUGCCGGUCUAAGUCUAUACUCAACUCAUGAGAACCCAUUUCCCUUCUGAUUUAUGACGAUGACCAUUUACAUCCCUGAGGAAACCAUUUACCAGCUCGACUGGUAGCCAGGCAAAGACAGCAGACUGUGCUCCACAAAGUAAAGGCACAAUAGUAGGUAAGGUAAACACUGACGUAAAAGCACAGUGACCUUGGCAAGGGAAGCACACAACAGCUACUCACGGGAGAGACAAGCAGACGGCAGACAGACUCAGGGGGAUGACAGCUUGUGUUGUCAGCAAAUAGCAGGAUAAAAGACCCCAAACCUGCCAGGCGGAACACAUUCAAAUAUCAUUCAUUUUCUUGCAUUGCCAGAAUAUCAGAAGUGUGAACCACCGUUUAGAACAAAAACACAAGAGAGAAAGAGUUCAAUGUAGAGAAAUUUCCCUGUAAGUGACUUGCAUGGUAUUAAUGUUUAGCACAAAGUAAGCUUUGGGGUGCGGGGGGGGGUAAAUGCCUUGUAUAUACUUUUAAAUUCUGCUAUGUGCUGCUGAGGAAUUUGUGCGUCGUCUAUUUUGUCAGCGUUUGUGUGUACGUUUGUGUGUAUGACUGAACAUCCCCUGUUUUAUUUAGGAAAAGGAAAGUAGUAUCAACGGUUGUUCAAAGUGAAAAUAUUACUCGUGAUGUUGAUAAAUGUUCUGCUACAAGAAGCAUUUUAAAAUAAAGCCUUUUUAUAUGCACAU
Messenger RNA from Brienomyrus brachyistius, 7962 nucleotides. Its product is annotated as PDZ domain-containing protein 4. The coding region runs from base 3284 to 5959 and encodes 891 amino acids. Gene Ontology annotation, molecular function: protein binding. The transcript has 7 exons. Lineage: Eukaryota; Metazoa; Chordata; Actinopteri; Osteoglossiformes; Mormyridae. The record is from RefSeq and is a predicted model, not a curated record.